Molecule: messenger RNA, 1075 nt
Organism: Sitophilus oryzae (rice weevil)
Lineage: Eukaryota; Metazoa; Arthropoda; Insecta; Coleoptera; Curculionidae
Product: N-acetyltransferase 9-like protein
Exons: 4
Coding region: 116-718 (200 amino acids)
Biological process (GO): protein acetylation
Molecular function (GO): N-acetyltransferase activity
Source: RefSeq, a predicted model, not a curated record
ACAACAAAAAUAAAUAUCUUGAGCUUAUGGAGCUUGAGCUCAAGAGAGUUUGAGCUUGAGAAUAUAACCUAAAGAGCUUGAGAAUAUAACCUAAGAUAUUUAAUAUUUUUUUAAAAUGGUUAUUAAUAAAAAUACAAAAAUUAUAGGAAAAAAUGUAGUUCUAGUUCCAUAUCGCGAGGAACACGUCCCAAAAUAUCAUAAAUGGAUGCAAUCCGAAGAACUUCAGCAGUUAACUGCUUCAGAACCACUUUCUUUGGAGGAGGAAUAUGAAAUGCAAAAGUCAUGGCAAAGAGACGAAAAUAAAUGCACGUUUAUAGUUCUUUAUAAAGAAAAAUACGAAAACACUGGAGACGAAAUAGAGUCCAUGAUUGGUGACACAAAUCUAUUCUUCGCCACUCCAGAUGACCGUAUAUGUGCCGAAGCUGAAAUUAUGGUAGCAGAACCGUGGGCUAGAGGUAGAAAAUGUGGCUGGGAAGCAAUGCUUCUUAUGUUUCUAUAUGGCAUAAAGUAUUUGGAAGUUAAACAGUUUAUUGUUAAAGUUUCUUUCGAUAAUAUCCCGAGUAUAAGCAUGUUUCAGAAAAUGGGCUUUGUCGAACUAAGCAGGAGCAAAGUAUUUCAGGAAAUCACUUUUAGUAAAUUAGUCGAAAGUACUUGGAUACAAUGGAUCGAGAUUAGUUUGAAAGGAUAUGAAAUUAUUGAUAAAAGCACUAAUAUUUAAGAUAUGGCUUCAAAUAUACUGACUCAUAUGACUGAAAUUUUUAAUAGUAUUUUAUGUAAAUAACAUAUAAUGGUGUCUUUGUUUACAAUAUUAGGAGUUCUGCUUUUUAAAUUUGCUUUAAAUAUCUUAAAAGUAUAUUUAAUCUCAGUCUUUUCAAACAAAUGAUUAACACAUUUUAUAUAAAAAACAGUAAACUUUAAUAUAGCUCGAUUUGUUUAGUAAAGUAAGAACCAAUUGUUAUUACAACAGAAUUUAAAACAAUACAAAAAAUUGAACAUGUGUUUUUGUUCACUAUAAUAUUAACACAGACUGUUCUCGUUCCCAUUGAAGUAAUACCACAGUAAAAAAGAUAUCUUU